UGAUUAGCAUAGAAAGAAAGAAAAUCUUUAUUAAUGUUUCAUGAUUCUACUCUUUUUUCUUAAAAAUAAAGUCCAUGGCAGAAGUUCUCGCUAAAAAGGAGGAGCUGGCAGAUCGUCUAGAAAAGGCCAAUGAGGAAGCCAUCGCCAGUGCUAUUGCUGAAGAAGAACAGUUAACCAGAGAAAUUGAAGCUGAAGAAAAUAAUGACAUUAACAUCGAGACGGACAAUGACAGUGACUUUUCUGCCAGUAUGGGCAGUGGGAGUCUAUCUUUCUGUGGUAUGUCUCUGGACUGGAAUGAUGUUCUCGCAGAUUAUGAAGCUCGUGAAUCAUGGCGUCAGAAUACAUCCUGGGGGGAUAUUGUAGAAGAGGAGCCUGCUAGACUUCCAGGGCAUGGAAUUCACAUGCAUGAAAAACUUUCUUCACCGUCUCGUAAAAGGACAAUUGCAGAAUCUAAGAAGAAAUAUGAAGAAAAACACAUGAAAGCUCAACAAUUAAGGGAAAAGCUACGUGAAGAGAAAUCACUAAAGCUUCAAAAGUUGUUAGAAAGGGAAAAAGAUGUCCGAAAGUGGAAGGAAGAAUUACUAGAUCAACGACGUAGAAUGAUGGAAGAGAAAUUACUCCAUGCUGAAUUUAAACGAGAGGUACAGCUCCAAGCUAUUGUGAAGAAAGCUCAAGAGGAAGAAGCUAAGGUAAAUGAGAUUGCCUUCAUAAAUACCCUUGAAGCUCAGAAUAAACGUCAUGAUGUUUUAUCAAAACUGAAGGAAUAUGAGCAGAGGCUUAAUGAAUUGCAGGAAGAACGUCAGAGAAGACAAGAAGAAAAGCAAGCUCGUGAUGAGGCUGUGCAGGAACGUAAGAGAGCCUUGGAGGCAGAACGGCAGGCCCGUGUAGAGGAAUUAUUGACGAAGAGGAAAGAGCAAGAAGCCCGGAUUGAGCAACAGAGGCAAGAGAAGGAGAAAGCCCGUGAAGACGCAGCCCGGGAGAGAGCUAGAGACAGGGAAGAACGGUUGGCAGCACUCACAGCAGCGCAGCAAGAAGCUAUGGAAGAGCUGCAGAAAAAAAUCCAGCUCAAGCAUGAUGAAAGCAUUCGAAGGCACAUGGAACAGAUUGAGCAAAGGAAAGAAAAAGCUGCCGAGUUAAGCAGUGGGCGGCAUGCAAGCACUGAUUAUGCCCCUAAACUGACCCCUUAUGAAAGAAAGAAGCAGUGUUCUCUCUGCAAUGUCCUGAUCGCUUCUGAAGUAUAUCUCUUUAGCCACAUUAAAGGGAAAAAACACCAGCAAGCUGUGAGAGAGAAUAGCAGUAUCCAGGGGCGUGAACUUUCAGAUGAAGAAGUGGAACAUCUGUCUUUGAAGAAGUAUGUUGUUGACAUUGUGAUUGAAAGUGCAGCUCCACCAGAGCCUAUGAAAGAUGGAGAAGAACGGCAAAAGAAUAAGAAAAAAGCUAAAAAGAUAAAAGCACGCAUGAACACCAGGGCUAAAGAAUAUGAGAAUUCAGUGGAAACCAAAAAUUCUGGCUCUGAGUCACCUUAUAAAGCAAAGCUUCAGAGAUUAGCCAAAGAUCUUGUAAAACAACUUCAAGUACAAGACAGUGGCUCUUGGGUAAAUAAUAAGGCUUCAGCUUUGGAUCGCACCCUCGGCGAGAUUGCUAGAAUAUUAGAGAAAGAGAAUGUGGCAGAUCAAAUUGCAUUUCAAGUUGCUGGUGGAUUAACAGCCCUUGAAAACAUCCUUCAAGUAGUGGCCCCAGCCACAAACAUGAACACAGUUUCACGAAUUCCUCCUAAGUCUCUCUGCAAUGCAAUCAAUGUUUACAACCUCACCUGCAGUAACUGUUCAGAAAACUGCACUGAUGUUCUGUUUAGUAACAAGAUUACCUUCUUAAUGGAUCUCCUAAUACACCAAUUGACGGUUUAUAUUCCAGAUGAAAAUAAUGCUGUUUUGGGAAGAAAUACAAAUAAACAAGUUUUUGAAGGCUUGACGACUGGACUUCUCAGAGCCGGUGCUGUGGUUUUUAGCUGUCUGAUUGCCAACCGACCAGAUGGAAACAGCCGGCCAGCUACACCAAAAAUAUCAACACAGGAAAUGAAAAACAAACCCUCACAAGGUGAUGCUUUUAACAGUCGAGUGCAAGACCUUAUCAGCUAUGUGGUGAACAUGGGUCUGAUUGACAGACUUCAUGGCUGCUUCCUCUCAGUGCAAGGCCCAGUGGAUGAGAAUCCCAAAAUGGCCACAUUUCUGCAGCAUGCCGCAGGAUUCCUACGUGGGAUAUGUAUGCUGUGCUUUACUGUCACUGGAAGGUCUUCUAGCAUAUUUGACAGUAAUCACCAGGAUCCCACAGGGCUGACAGCUGCUCUUCAAGCUACAGACUUGGCUGGAGUUCUACACAUGCUCUACUGUAUCCUCUUCCACGGCACCAUCUCAGACGCCAGCACUAGUCCCAAGGAGAGUUACACCCAGAACACCAUCCAAGUAGCCAUUCAGAGUUUACGUUUCUUCAACAGCUUUGCAGUUCUUGACUUGUCUGCUUUUCAGUCUAUUGUAGGGGCAGAGGGCUUGUCCCUGGCAUUCCGGCACAUGGCUAGUUCCUUGCUGGGCCACUGCAGCCAAGUGUCCUGUGAAAGCCUCCUCCAUGAGGUCAUCGUCUGUGUGGGCUACUUCACUGUCAACCACCCAGAUAACCAGGUAAUUGUACAGUCCGGCCGCCACCCCACGGUGCUGCAGAAGCUCUGCCAGCUGCCUUUCCAGUAUUUCAGUGACCCGAGGCUCAUCAAAGUGCUGUUCCCUUCACUUAUCGCUGCGUGUCACAACAACCAUCAGAACAAGCUCAUUCUGGAGCAAGAGAUGAGCUGUGUUUUACUGGCCACAUUCAUUCAGGACUUUGCACAGACUCCGGGUCAUGUGGAUAACCAGUCUUCGAAUCCCAAAGGAAAAUGCGGAAACCCCGGGGACUACCUGGAGCUGGCUAACAGAUUUCCUCAGCAGGCCUGGGAAGAAGCCAGGCAAUUUUUCUUGAAAAAAGAAAAAAAAUAAAUGUUUGUUUUUUGUUUUUGUUUUUUUUUUUUUAGUUAAUUUUGUAUUUGAGUACCUUUGCUAGUGCUUUCCGUGUUCCUUUGGGAACGUGUGGUCUGUCCAUCCUCUUCCCUCCGCUGUAGAUGUGCUCCUCUUGGCAGUGUUUAUAGAGACUACAGACCGGGCUGUCCUCCUGACUUUGCAGAUUGGUCCGUCUCAUUUAUGCACUUAUUUUGGCGUUUGUCUACUUCCAUGCUGUGUAAGUUGCAAUUGUAAUAUGAGUAAGAUUAUACAAAUAUCAUUCUUGUAAUGAAGUAACACAGUUUUCAGUGUUGACUUUUCACAUUAAAGCAGUACGAAUUUGAGAAAGUGUUAAGACUUUAUAAGCCCUGCACUAAGUUUUUCUUCUAAAACUUGGAGUUGAGACCUGUGUAGGUAAUAUUUUCAGUAAGCCUUGGGACUGUUUGAAAUUACAGCACCUAACCACGGGUUGGGAACUUCAUUGGCAGAUAGCACUGUGAACUAUUGUGUUUCUGAGUUAAAUUUAGCCCUAAAAUUAUUUAAAAAAAAAAAAAGAGGGGGCAUCAAGUAUUUUCUUAAAUAAUUUACUUGAAACAACAUGGAGUAAAAGAAACAAUGAGGGUGGCCAUGUCUCUGAAUACAAGCUAUCAUGUGCACGCAGUAGUGCCAUGCUGUGCCGCAGGGGGCCCUCUUAACCCACCCAGUGUGGAGCCUGAGUGACAUUGGUUGCAGUUACCAGCAAAGAUCUAGCUGUGGAAAAUUGACUCCAAAACCUGAAGAUUGUGACAGGAAACUGAACAACACAGUUUUGCCUUUCUUACAGAAAAGCAAACUUACCUAACAUUCCCCACACUUCCUUUUUGAACCUCAUGGCGCUACAGUUUUUUUAUGUUCAAUGUAUUUUACUGUUUUACAAAUCGAAAGAAAAUAAAGAGGUCUGAUGUAAGCCAUGCCAA
Rattus rattus (black rat) is the source of this 3979-nucleotide messenger RNA. It is a transcript of the gene Scaper, whose product is annotated as S-phase cyclin A associated protein in the ER. The record is from RefSeq and is a predicted model, not a curated record. Bases 75 to 3023 code for a protein of 982 amino acids. Gene Ontology annotation, molecular function: nucleic acid binding; zinc ion binding. The transcript has 22 exons. Lineage: Eukaryota; Metazoa; Chordata; Mammalia; Rodentia; Muridae.